Molecule: messenger RNA, 936 nt
Organism: Laetiporus sulphureus 93-53
Lineage: Eukaryota; Fungi; Basidiomycota; Agaricomycetes; Polyporales; Laetiporaceae
Exons: 2
Coding region: 1-936 (311 amino acids)
Molecular function (GO): protein binding
Source: RefSeq, a predicted model, not a curated record
AUGCUGUCUGAUCAGAUCGAGGUCCGCGAUGAAGAGUUCUGGUACGAGGAUGGAAGCAUCGUCCUCAUCGCUCAGGGCGUCGCAUUCCGUGUCUUCCGCGGCUUGCUCGCCCAGCACUCCGAGGUCUUCCGCGACAUGCUUUCUAUGCCGCAGCAAGAAGAGACCAGCAUGCUGGAGGGUUGUCCCAUGGUCGAGCUUCACGAUUCACCUGAGGAUUUGCGCUAUCUCCUUCGGGAACUAUCGCUGGGUGGAAGGCGCUUUGGACCGGCUGAGAUCAAGUUUACCGCUCUCGCUGCUGUCAUCCGUCUUUCACACAAAUAUCAAUUCAAGGAUCUCCUCAAAGACGCUGUCACUUGUCUGAAGAGCUACUUCACCGACAGCUUCGAUGUCUGGAGCAAGUCAAUGGAACCGGGGUCACGUCCGAUUUUUCAUCUCGAACCGGCGGAUGCGAUAGCGGCGGUUAAUCUGACGCGACUUACCCGCGAGGUGUCAAUGCUCCCAACCGCUUUGUACAGCUGCUGCCAGCUGCCUACCGAGCUAUUACUGAAGGGUAUCCGUCGAGCAGAUGGAACUACCGAGCGCUUAGAUGAAGAUGACCUCAUCCGGUGCAUCGAUGGAAAAGCGAAUCUGCUUAUAGGAUCUCGACGAGCCCGUGAUGAUGUUAGCUACGAUCCUGCGUCUGUCAGGCAAAGCUGCAAGUGCUCAAAUUACGCGGCUUUUUCAACAUUCAUACAUGAACGCAUCCUGCAAUAUGGAGAAGACACUCGAUUCAGUAUGCUGAGUUCAUGGGAAUCAAUGAUAAAGGAGAAGGGGGGCGUAUUCCCUAUGUGCGGUGGAUGCAUUUAUCGGAUGAAAGAGAAAGACGUCGAUUGUCGCAAGCGAAUAUGGCAGGAACUCCCCAAAUACAUGGGUGUCUCGGUGCCAGGAUGGUCGUAG